UUCUUCUUCCUCUCACCUGCCUUAUAAAUGAAACUCUCUUUGUAUAUAUUAUUAAAAAAAACCAACUUUUAUAAAUCACAGCUCACACACCCUAUCUCUCUACAAACCCUAGCUCCGAUGGGCUUUCCCGUAGGCUACACAGAGGUGUUUCUCCCGAAGCUCUUUGUACAAACACUUUCCAUACUCAGUUUCAUCAGAACCGUCGUCUUCUCCCUCUUCCGCUUCUUGGGCCUCUCCGACUUCCUCGAAACGGAUCAAACCUGGCCCGACUACACAUUUUACCCGGCCCGAAUACCCGAACUCCCCUCCCCCUUCUCCGCCUUACUCAUCCGCGAGAUCUUACCCGUUAUCAAGUUCGAAGAGGCCGUAACGAGCUCCUACGGCGAAGAUCUGCCGGAGAGCUGCGCCGUCUGCCUCUACGAGUUCGAAGGAGAGCAAGAGAUCCGACGGCUGAGAAACUGCAGACAUAUAUUCCACCGGAGCUGUCUCGACCGUUGGAUGGAUCACGACCAGAAGACGUGUCCUCUUUGCAGAACGCCGUUUGUUCCAGAUGAGAUGCAAGAAGAGUUUAAUCAACGGCUAUGGGCUGCUUCUGGUGUUCAUGACUUCCACAGUGAGUUCUGUCCCGUGACGGAACUAUAGAGAUAGCUUCUUUUGUGUCUUUUCACCACUGUACUUUUAAUUUUGCGUUUUUCACCCUUGCUAACAUUAGAUUUGCCACGCUUUUAUGUGUGUGUAUAUACAUAUGAAUCAGAUGAGCAAUAAACGUUACGAAAAAUAA
Messenger RNA from Brassica oleracea var. oleracea, 781 nucleotides. RefSeq names its product E3 ubiquitin-protein ligase RHA1B-like. Gene Ontology annotation, biological process: protein ubiquitination. Gene Ontology annotation, molecular function: ubiquitin protein ligase activity. Bases 28 to 642 code for a protein of 204 amino acids. The transcript has a single exon. The record is from RefSeq and is a predicted model, not a curated record. Lineage: Eukaryota; Viridiplantae; Streptophyta; Magnoliopsida; Brassicales; Brassicaceae.